AUUCUGUUAUUGUUGUUGAUGAUAUUAUUGUUGUCCAUGCUUUAUUCAUUUUAGGAAUCCUAUUUUACAUCGAAAACUAAAUAAAUCCAUUAAAAUCAUUUUUUUCUUUUCUCACUAAAUAUAGUCGAUGUUUUCAAAAAUUUUACCAAAAAAAUUUCCACCGGCAAAGAAUCCAUUAUUGUUGGCCAAACAGAAUGAGAUUCGUCAAUUACAAUUAAAACCAUUCAAAAGGAUUCAUUUUAAAUUUGAUCCAUUUCAUUCACAAGUUGUUUCGAUUAGAGAAUUUUUACAACAUUUGGAUCGUCGUCAAGUACAUAAAACAAAUCCAAAGUGUUUGAUACGUACGGAAAUUGUUUGUGAUCAACAAGAACCAACCAUUACUGCUCAUCUUGAAAACGGUAAAAAAAUACAUUUCAAAACAGCCAAUCUAACCACUAUUGAAUUAUUGGAAUAUUUUAAUCAAUAUUCAAAGAAAUUUAUCAAUCCUAAUCCAAAUUCAAUAUCAACCGCAAUAAUAAAAAUGCAGAAUCGACAUUAUAAUGUUCUAGUCGAAAUGUAUGAUAUGGUUUAUAAUUUAUUUCCUGAAUUUGAUCAAUUAUUUGAUGAAGAAACAUUCUAUUUAGUUGCAUGUGGUUUAACCAUUAUAUCGGUUGCCAUUUGUUUUAUACUUUCACGUUUUAUACAUUUACGUGAAGCAAAUAUUUGAUCGUUUUUUUUGUGUUGUUAGAGAUCAUAUAUUUCAUCAUCGAUUGAAAAUAUGUGUUCAAUUAGAAUAAUAA
Dermatophagoides pteronyssinus (European house dust mite) is the source of this 779-nucleotide messenger RNA. RefSeq lists its product as uncharacterized. NCBI's taxonomy places the organism in Eukaryota, Metazoa, Arthropoda, Arachnida, Sarcoptiformes, Pyroglyphidae. Gene Ontology annotation, cellular component: mitochondrial large ribosomal subunit. The record is from RefSeq and is a predicted model, not a curated record.